AUGCCUGGGUCGAAUAUGGCAUCGAAACCUUUAAAGAGGGCUCGACAAGAGGACACCGAUGAGCAAGAAAGAAUCGUCAGAAGCCGCUCGAGCGUGGCUUGCCAAGCGUGUCGGUUGGCCAAGACGAGGUGCGACGUUAACCCGUUCGCGCCUCCGUGUACGCGUUGUGCCGCUGCAUCAAUUCCCUGUUGCGUCCCGGAAAGUCGAAGAGGACGCAUGAAGGGGAGCAAGAAUUUCCGAACCUGGCAGCAAAUGUUGGACGUCGAACCACCAGCAACAUCCGAACCCUCACACCAGCGAUCUGAUUACCAUUCACACUCGGGGCCCGAUAAUGUGGGACAAGAUGGCCGCGAUAGUCCACAGCCUCAGGAAUCGGGGACAAUCACACCACUGGAUCCACAUAACUUGAUGAAAAGCCUCGAUCAGGAUUUAUACAGCGACUCGAGCCGUUUCACAAGACGGUUGCUGCGAUACCUUGGGGAACAAUUCCCUGUGGGCACCAAAAGUGAAUCACAAAAUACAAACGAAGUUUCAGGAGGUUUUGAAGACUUGUUACCAUCCAUCACCAAGAUCGCCAAGCAAGGCUGGGUGCUCGGUGGGCCAGGGCUGGCCAAGAGAAUUCGACAUGCGGUUUCACUGCCUAUUGCCGAGCUACCACCAGAGGAUGCGCAGCUGCUGAAACAAUGGACGCCGCAGGCUCUGCAGCAGGUCGUGGGUGAGACGACAAAGUAUUUUGAAUAUGGCCUGAGAGGCUCCAAGCGCGACGUGGCGAUGAAAAUUGACCCUUUGCAGAGAGGCAUGAUAACCGAAGCCAGGGCUCCGACAUUAUUUGAAGCAUACUUCAAAAUGGUCCAUCCUCAAUGGUCAAUGCUCGAUCCUAACUUACACACGGUCGACUUUGUCCGCCACCAGUCUGCCCUUCUAACCACCACUAUCUUGGCGCUAGGCUCGAUUGCCCUGGCAACUCUGCCAGAUAGCGAUGAUGCCCAGGUUGCUGAGGCCUUGAAGCUACGUGCUCACGCCGAGAAGCUGAGUCUGGUUGUCUACUCGACAGGUGCACGCUCCUUGGAGAUAGUGCAGGCUCAAGUGUUACUAUCUCGGUUUGGGGGAUCCUCAAAGACACGACUAGAUGAACAGAGAUGGCUUCGUUCUGCUAUGAUUCCACGCAUGGCGGCCGAGGUAGGACUUGGCGGAUCUGGUCCACGUGGCCACACCGGAAACUCACUUGAUAAAGCGACCGACGAUGAUCACUGGAACGAGUUGCGCACUCGAGCAUUCAUGAUACUGAAUGAGUACCGAUUUUCCACCUUUUCUGGCCGUGCGCCCUUGGACAUGUCUUACUUUGAACUCCCAGAAGCCGAUAUCAAAGUCAUGUCUGCCCUUGGUGCCGAUCAUCUGUCUUCUAGCCUGCCAGCAUUGUAUCACCUCUACCUCUUUCAGAGAGAAGUUGGACGAAGACUUGAGAUAGCCACCACGACGGCCUCUUCCGCCGUUUCACAGCUCGAGGCUGAUUUGGGCUGGGUUGUGCAUUAUACCGAGAAAUGGAUCACAAAGUGGUCCGCUGGCAAUUCCAAUCCUGGGACCAGCUGGCAUCUUCUUCACGACGCAUUGAGCUGCCAGCUUCUCAUGUCAUCUCGAAUUAUUGGCCGAAUACCUCAAACUGAGGGACAGGCGGCCCAUAAGAAAUAUCUGCUCGAUAUAGCCAUCCGCAUCUUUCAAGAAGCCCUCGACGCUCCCCAAGGAACGCACAUGACGCAUCGAGCUAGUAUAUUUCCCUUCGCUGGUGCCCUGAUCCUUCAGUGCAGCGACAGGCGUGAUCUGGUGCUUCGACUUGCCCUUCGGAUGGCCGGUCGCCCCAAUAAGCAGUAUGUGCCUACAUUUAUACGAAGUGCGGGUAACCAGCUGCUAGCCAUGCUUUGUUCAAAUCAUGGUCAAUAUCAGCCACGGACGCAAUUUGCGAAGAAACCGACAGAGACACCCAAAGAUGAAGAGAGCUGCCUAGACGAGGCACGCCAAACGGAACAUCAUGCAAUUCCUUGUGCGGCUAAUCAGCAGACUUCCCGACAUUUAGAGUCCGUGUGGAACUCAGAGCCCGAGUGUGACUUAGAUCUGGCUCCCUCUUCGCAGGGUCAUGGCUUUGACGUCGGCCGAGAGGAUGCGCUUUCAUCAGAGAGCAGCCGUAGAUCGACACUAAGGACUACUGAGCAUGGCAUACAGGGCACUGGGCUACAACAACAAGCAGAAAGACCAGCGUCCGAAGACUUCGAAAUAACUAUGGCAGUCCCAGUCUCCCAAGAGCAUGCAGCCACUCCCCAGAAGGACAUCUACUCCACCACGGCUCAGGCUUAUGCUGGGGAUUUUCUCAGCCUUGAUCCUUCGUGGGAAUUUCCAUGUGUACCUACCAUGUUAAGCCCGCAAGCACCUCUCUUCCCUCAGCAUGAGCCCAUUACGGAUCUUGACAUGUUGAUGAGUGGAGGCCAAGUUUGGUCUUUCAGGGAUGGGAGCCAGCAGCAAGAUGAAUUCGCUUACAUGAACCCAGCUGAAACAAGUCCACCGAUACAGCACUACUUGGGCGUCUUCUCAGACCCUCUGGGAGAUCCUUUACCCAACAGAGAUGACAACUUGGUGCCAGGUGAUGGUGAGGUUGGAGCGAUGCUGCCCGGAUGGGACACCUGUUUCUCUGCGAACACCACUUCCGCUAUUGAUGGUGAUGGGCAGCAGACACUAAAGGAGAGGCAGGAUUAUCGACAGACUCUUUUUCAGACCAUCAGCCGGCUUCUGGAAAUGGCCUCAGCAUCUUGA
This is a messenger RNA of Fusarium redolens, 2802 nucleotides long. RefSeq lists its product as uncharacterized. Lineage: Eukaryota; Fungi; Ascomycota; Sordariomycetes; Hypocreales; Nectriaceae. The transcript has 9 exons. Gene Ontology annotation, biological process: DNA-templated transcription; regulation of DNA-templated transcription. Bases 1 to 2802 code for a protein of 933 amino acids. Gene Ontology annotation, molecular function: zinc ion binding; DNA-binding transcription factor activity, RNA polymerase II-specific; transcription cis-regulatory region binding. Gene Ontology annotation, cellular component: nucleus. The record is from RefSeq and is a predicted model, not a curated record.